AACAAAAACAAAAAUGUGCACCAAAAACAUAAUAAGAAGCGUCAAGAUAUCGCCGUCAACAUUCAGUUGGAAAAUUGUUCAUUGUGAAAUUAGUGUAUAUUAUUUUAUAAUUAUUUGAACGCAUUUGAAAUGCAAUUUUUGUAUUUGAUGCUGUUAGUUUCGCUGAAUUAUGUGUGCAGUGAAAAUAAUGGUUUGUAUAAAACGGUAAAAACACAUGACGGCAAUGUUCGGGGCGUGCAAAAAUUUACGUUAUUUCGAAACGUUAGUUACUAUGCAUUCAUGGGCAUUCCGUAUGCCGAAAAGCCAAUCAAUCAUUUACGUUUUAAGGUCCCAGUACCAAUUGCAGCAUGGGAACCAAAAACAAUUGACGCAUUCCAGUAUCGAAACUCGUGUAUACAACAAUCGUUUGCACUUGGCAAUGAUGGACCGGAAUCGGAGGAUUGUCUCUAUUUAAAUAUCUUCGUGCCGGAUAUAAAAACAAACAAGAAAUUGCCGGUGAUUUUUUAUAUUCAUGGGGGUGGAUUUGCGGAAGGAUCGGGCAAUAACUUCUUUUGGGGGCCCGACUUUCUCAUAGAACGUGGAGUAAUUUUAGUUACAAUUAAUUAUCGAUUGGGUGCAUUUGGAUUUUUGUCACUUAAUACGAAGCAUCAUUCGGGUAAUAUGGGCUUAAAAGAUCAGUACACUGCAUUGAAAUGGACACAUUGUAAUAUUCAAGCAUUUGGUGGAAAUAAACGAUACAUCACAAUCAUGGGACAGAGUGCUGGAGCUGUAUCGGCCCAUUAUCAUGUUCUAUUUCAUCAAUCACGAAAAUUAAUUCGUAGUGCCAUUUGUUUGAGUGGAUCUGCGUUCCUUUUCUAUUCAUAUUUAGAUGAGAGUAGUCAAUUGCAAAAGAUGUUUGAUUUUGCGCAUAAAUUCAAUACAUCAAUUCAUCACAAGCGUGAUUUGGUGCAUUUUCUGGAACACGUACCGGCCGAUGCAAUUGUUAAUUUAACAUCACAAACAACAUUUGAUCGAACACUAACAUUUGAUUGGGCUCCAGUCAUUGAAUGUCCAUCGGCAAAUAAACCGAUUUUAUUAAAUACGCCCAAAGAGUUAUACGAGAGAAAUCGAUCUGCAAUGGAUGUUAGUACAAUGUUUGGCUAUACAAAUUACGAAAACCUUGCAUUAGUUUGGGCUGAUAUUUCAAAUGCCACUCGUUUGAAUGGAUUUCUCGAUCAAUUUGAUUUGGUAUUGCCGGUGCAUAAAUUAAAGCCAAACUUCAAACCAAAUUCAUCAUAUCGUCGAAUAUUAAACCGAGUCAAAUACCAUUAUAUGUUCAAUGUUUCCAAAGAGCAUGAUAAAGCCGUGCAGUAUGUAAACAUGAUAUCCCAUCUCAAUAUGGUAUCGCCAAUUGAUGAAGCCGUUAAAACACAGGCAUUUCAUUCGAAACGACCAACAUUUUAUUAUCAAUUUUCUAUUGAUGCCAAAUUGAACUCUGUAAAACAAACACAAAACAUGACAUGGCCUGGAGCAACACAUUCCGAUGACUGCUGCUACAUAUUUCGAUGUAAAUCUAUGGAUUCCGUGUAUUACGACAUAAUAAAGACAAUGCAUCACGAUGAGAAGAGCAAAAUUACUUACAAUACCAUUCAGCAUAUGUCACAGAUGAUCGCCAAUUUUGCCAAAUAUGGACGACCAACGGUUGAUGGGCGUCCGGUUAAGGGAUAUCACCCCGUACAUGGUCACCAUAUUAAUUUUCUAGAUAUCACAAACAAUGCAUUGAUUCCCGGAGUAUCGCCGCAAAAAGAAGGCGUUAAAUUCUGGCGUCGUAUCUUAAAAUAUGCCAAAAAGCUUCGUCACUGAGCAGUGAUAUGGUUUUAUUCAUUUCUAAAUAAAAUAAUUGAAUUGAUAGCCUUGAUUGAACCUUGAUUCUAUUUUUAAAAUCAUGUAUAAAUUAUAUAAACUUAUAUUUGCAGUAGUACAAUCCAUAGAAACUUGAGACUUGAGACGCCAUCUCACGACUCGUAUAUGCAAACGGUCAACUCCACUUAAAUCCCACACACAUCGUUGAAAUUCACAAAACUUUGUAAGAAGCAUAUGUGUUUCGUGAUGUUGUGAUUGUAUUUAAAAAAAAAGAAGAAAAAAUAUCAUUAGAAAAAUAUAGUGUCGAUUUCUUUUUGAUUUUUAUAUUUUUAUUUACUUCUCUC
Molecule: messenger RNA, 2186 nt
Organism: Contarinia nasturtii (swede midge)
Lineage: Eukaryota; Metazoa; Arthropoda; Insecta; Diptera; Cecidomyiidae
Product: venom carboxylesterase-6-like
Exons: 11
Coding region: 130-1842 (570 amino acids)
Source: RefSeq, a predicted model, not a curated record